Molecule: messenger RNA, 2283 nt
Organism: Drosophila bipectinata
Lineage: Eukaryota; Metazoa; Arthropoda; Insecta; Diptera; Drosophilidae
Source: RefSeq, a predicted model, not a curated record
AUGAGCAAGCCCAAGCCAGCAAGCACUUCCAGUGCAGAGUCUGAAACAAUGGCAAAGGGUGGCAACGCCGACAGCUUGUUUGCGCUCCAGAAAGAUCUUCACAGUCAGCUCAAUCAACUCCAAGUAAACUUCAAGAAGGACAGCACGUCUCGGAAAACUAAGCCCUAUUUCCAACUGCGCCUUUCCAAACUCAACUUAAUAAGCCAGCAAUUCAACAAGAAUCAUCAAGAGUUUGUAAGCGCUGGCUACCCCACACACCCUUACUUCGACGAUAAUUUAGCGGACCAGUUCGAAGAGGAAUUUAUCACAGCGUUCUGUUUAAUCUCUACGGAGUCCGAAACACUUUUCCCCACUCAGCUACCAGCGUGCGCCGAGCAACAAGCGACACCUGUUCCUAAAAUGCUCGGCCCUGGUGCGGCAGUCCAACUUCCAAAGUUGCCAGUACCUAACUUUUCCGGAAAGUAUACAGAUUGGCCAGCUUUCCAUGAUCUGUUUAUGCAACUCAUUCACCAGAACCAGGCGUUGUCAAAUAUUCAGCGAUUCCAUUUUCUCAAGCAAGCACUGCCUAAAGAGCAGGACCAAGAUGUACACCAAAUGGAACUAACGGAUGGCGCCUACACAAUCGCAUGGGAUCUCAUCAUCAAACGCGAUGAUAACCCCCGUUUACAAUUCAUGCACCACAUGAACGCCCUCUACGACUUACCCUUUAUCUCAAGGGAAAGCUCAUCAGAGAUCGAACAUAUGCUGAACGUAACCAACGUAUGCAUCAACGAGUUCAAUCGUCUCAAAACUAAUAUCCAUUCUAGCACGCAAUGGAUAGUCCAUCAUUUGAUCGCUAGAUUACCUACGACAACUGUACAAGCCUGGGAGCAUUGCUUGGGAAACUCCAGCGACAUUCCGAGUUUCCUCGACUUGAAAACCUUCCUCAACAAUCGCCUCGUCAGCAUGAACAUCAUUGAGAACCGGAAAUGUUCACAGCCCACGCACAACUCUACGAUCAACAAAUCGACAAACUAUCCACGCCAAAAUCCCAAGCAAAAGGGUUCCGGCUUCUACAAGGGCAGCACGUUCCACACCACGACUGGAACCAGCGGUCCCAUCUCUUGCCCCAUCACCGAUUAUUCAGAACGCAGCAAGCGAGAGCUCCGAUCUUGCUCAUCCUCCCGAUUCCACUACAGUGCUGAUGGCCACUGCCGCGCAGUCAACUCGAUCCAUUUUGCUCUAGUACAACUACAUAAUAACAGCACCGGACAAACUGCCGUUAUUCGAGCCUUGAUCGAUCAUGGCUCUGAGGGCACGUUAAUCACAGAACGUGCCGCUCAGUUGCUGGGACUUCCACGUCACCAAGUCACAGCACAGAUCACCGGGGUCGGUGAUAGCUCAAAGAACAUCUGUAGAUUUAGUACAGAGUUCUCCAUAAGCUCAUGUACGGACCCUCAAUUUCACCAUCUGGUGCGACCAGCGUAUGUCCUCAACUCGAUAACCUCUCAUUUACCAAGAAGCAAUGUCAACGUGGACACUUGUCAGCAUCUUCAGGGAUUACACUUGGCCGAUCCCACCUUUACCAGGCCAGGCCGCAUCGACGCGUUAUUUGGAGUAGAUCUAAUACCAUAUUUGUUGCUGCCAGAUUUACGGAAAGGAGCUUCAAAUCAACCUAUUGCUCAACUCACUCAAUUGGGUUGGAUCGUGUUUGGCCAUAGCAAUGAAACAAGGGCAAAUUUGGUAACCAUUCGUUGCCAUCAGACUAAUCUGGAUGCACUGGUAAAGGGUUUCUUCGAUCUUGAUCAAAUCAGCUCUGAGAGGACCUUAACAGCAGAAGAACAAUGGUGUGAGGAUCAUUUCCAGCGUACCUGCAUCCGACAACCCAAUGGAAAAUACCUGGUCCGGCUUCCGUUAAAAACUGAAUUUGACAAGGAACAAGUCAUCGGAAAGUCUCACCAAAUCGCACUCAAUAGAUUCCAUCUCUUAGAACGUCGGCUAAACAGAAACGACACACUUAAACAACAAUAUCACUCCACCAUUAAGGAAUAUUUUGUUCUUAAGCAACUCUCCAAAGUCACUACCGCAGAAACUCGACAUCAAAUGAUCACUCCAAGAGGUCAACAGUAUUUCUCAUCAUGUACUCUCCCACACCACGCCGUGAUAAAGGAGGACAGUACAACGACCAAAGUUCGGGUGGUGUACGAUGCAUCAUGUACCACUUCGAACGGAAAAUCCCUUAACGACAUAUUGUGCAUCGGCCCACCGCUACAAAAUGAUUUAGGAGGAGUCAUCAUGAAAUAA